CUGUUAGCGCACUGAUCAGGUGUCGUUCAUCUCUCAACCUGCUGUGAAAGAGUUACAGCGCGCCUGAUACACAAACUCCUUUCCCCUCCCCACCAACGUCACCAUCCCUCCGAAACUAACAACAUGGAGUCCGGUGUUUAGAGUGCAAAGGCGGUCUUUAGCGUUUGCUAAACCUAUAUGCUUUUCCCGGUGCUCCUGAGGGAAGGCAGCGACGCUCCGGGACGCAUAAAGCGCAACGCACACAUGCUCUAUAAUAAGCGUCAGUGCCUUUGUGCCACUUGAAUCCGUAUAGGACAUGGAGAGCGCGAUGUGAUUCAUUGGACGCAGAAGAUUCCAAAGACAGGCCGCUUUCCAAAUGGAAUUGCUCUUCAUAAUGUAGGACAGGAGAAGUGGACAGUAAUUGCACCCAGGCUAGUGCACCAGGGGACCAUGGAGCCUGAGGAGGAUAUCUCGACCACAGACCCCCAAGAUCUGAUGUCCAGCCAAGGGCUACUGCCGUCAACAUCCACCUCCUUACUCAACUGCACCUUCCUGGGGGGGUUAUUGCAUUGUGAUGACAUGGACAAGGGUGAUGGAAAUGGAGAUUUAGAUGGUCCAAAAUGCUUUUUCCCCACACUGGAGCAUUGUGGUAAAGUACAGAGAAGUCCACGAUCUUCAGCCUUCCCCUCCUCUCUCACAUGGGACUCAGACUCGGAGAAAGAAACCUUGGACGAGGAAGAACUUCAGCACUUUUCUAACCCUCAUGGUCUGGCUGCUCACAGCCCAGGAAGUCCCACCUCUGGACAACAAGAAGACAGAUUUGACAUUGAUCUGUGCCAAGAACCUGUGGAAACCAAGCACUUAUUUCUUGAGAAGAUCCCACCUACCUCCCUGGAGGUGAAGAAUCAAGGAGAUGUUACAUACAAGGAGAUGAAAACUACAGACUCCAGCCUACCUAAACUGGACCAAGACAAAGUGAGCCAUCUACCAGAUACUACACCAGAAGAGGGAUGCCAAAAAGACAAGAAAGAGGAGCAGAAAAUGCUUAAUAGUAGAGGGCGGGAAGAGAAGAUCACCAAAGAGCCAGAUGUAUACACCUUCCCAGGAGACUCUGAGCCAGAAAGUCCACCACCUGGACCUUGGGCGCACUGCACCUUCAUCCAACGCCGAAGAAAAAAGAGGGCCAUAUUGAGGCCUUUCUCUGGCUUAGACACUUGGCAGCACACAACGGUAGCCGGCAGGAAGACCAGAGGAAAACCCUUGGGAGCAAAGGAGCGUAGGAAAACCACAAAGGUUGGGGAAGGGAUGUUCAAAUUUAAAGAGGAAAAGGAAGAGAAGGUACGGGGAAGGCAGAGGUCAGUAGUAGAGCACCAACUGGAUGGAGACCUCUCCCAAGAGAUUUUUACAUGUGUAGAAUGUAGCAUUUACUUCAGAAAACGCAUCCAUUUACAUGAACACAUGCAAGAGCAUGGCCAGGUUGGUAGAUCUGGGAAGAAAUGGCAGUGUAGAGAAAAAGACUCUUGGAGUGGACAUCUUAAUAAAAAAGCUUUUGAAUGUAUAGAGUGUGGUCUGGAGUUUGUAGACAAGGUACUCCUGCUAGAUCAUCAGCGAUGCCAUGAGGAGUCACGGCAGAAAAUCCUUGAAGAGAUUGGAAAAUUAAAAGAGGGGGAUAAGCGUGUGGCAGAGCAAGCUAGUUGCAGUAAGGCAUCGGAGCCAGUCAACCAAGAGUCAACAGAUGUUAGCCAGUUUGUGUGUCUUAAGUGCAACUUUAGCUCUGAUUUGCCUCAAGAACUUGCUGAGCAUGCCAAGACGCACAACACUCGAACAAGAGCUGGUGUCUAUCGAACCUCACCCCGCUUUCAACAGAAGUCCUGCAAGAAAGGACCAGUUCAGUCCUCUGCAGAUGUUACUUCAACUCUUGUCACAUCACCUUUCAACAAGAGGUACCCCAUCCGGGCAUCCAAAAAAUCUAAAGAAACACAGCCCAAAAGUGGCGCUUCACAGGUGGACUUCAGUUCGUUGUCUUGUCAAAGUACUUCUGCAACCCCAGGAGAGGCCACAGAGCAACCUGAUAAUACAACUCUGCGUGAAAAUACAGACCCUGUGGAGGAGUUGAGACAAACAGAAGAGCCCAGGGCACUUGUGGAUAAUCCUGUGGAAGAGAAUGUUCCACAACCUCAGCAUCUCACGUCAUCUCCGCCAAAUCCGAGGGCUGCUCCACAGCGUAAGGAUGUGGCAUUCAAGAGUAUAGGGAAUAAACGCUCAGUCCGGGCCACGAGGGGUAAACUGGGGCGCACAAGAGCGAGUACAAGACUAGAUCCUAAAUCCACUCUUAAUCCCGUUAUGAAAAAACAAGUCCAAAUCUCAAACCAGUCUGAAGAUAAGUGCCAGAAAGAAGAUAUUCUAACACCAGAACCAGAACAUGAUCCAAAACAAGACUCCAAAAUAGACUCUGUGGAGGUACCUGCCCUGGCCUUCCAGCUGAAGAGCAGCUUCUCAGCCAGCCUCCGAGGGGCAGCAGAGAGGCUGGGGUUGCUUGAGGGGCAGCAAGCCCAGCUAAGAAACGAGUUACCCCUCAUCCUCAUAGAAUCUCUCAGCUCUGACCUCCAAAUUCCCCUCUUAUGCAGCAGGGUGAUGGAGACGGAGCCAACGGCGAAUGAUCCAGAUCCCAAAGCCAACUCCUCCUCACCAAAGAAGAACAGCAAAAAGCUUGAAGCACAGGAGGAGGAACCCAAACUCAAAGAAGACAAAUCUGAGGAGAAGAGUGGAGAAGACACACUUGUUGCUGCAAAACUAGAGGAUGAUGAUAUUGAUGACGACGAAGAUGAAGAGGAUGUUGUUAGUCGUCUUAUUGAUGCAUUAGCUGAGGAAGAUGACGAAGAUGAUGAUGGAGAGGGGUUAUUGAAGAGUGUGGAAAGAAAAUGCCCUUAUUGUCCAGAUCGAUUCCAUAAUGGCAUCGGACUAGCUAAUCAUGUUAGGGGUCACCUGAACAGAGUGGGUGUCAGUUACAAUGUUAGGCACUUCAUCUCUCCGGAAGAGGUCAAUGCCAUUGAGAAGAAAUUCUCCUACCAGAAGAAGAAGAAAAAAGUUGCCAACUUUGACCCGUCAACCUUCAGCGUAAUGAGAUGUGAGUUCUGCAGUGCUGGCUUUGACACCAGAGCUGGUCUCUCCAGUCAUGCCCGAGCCCAUCUCAGAGACUUUGGCAUCACCAACUGGGAAGUCACGGUUUCUCCCAUUAAUAUUCUCCGAGAGCUUUUUGCCAAGCAUCCAGAUCUUGUUCUACCCACAGCACCCACACAUACUCUCCAGUCAAGUGAAGAGCAAAACUCUGAUGAGGAGCAAGAGUGCAGGAAAGACAUGAAGGAUGAGGAGAACAUGACAGCAGAACCCACCACUCUUUCUUCUGACUCUCCAAAACGGUGCUGGAAGGAAGAGCACAAUAUAAGUGAACUAGAGGAUGGGGAGGAGGCAGAGGAUGGGGAAGAGGAAGAAGAGGAGGCCCAAAUGCCUGUUACAGAUAAAUUGGCUGCGAGUCCAGAAGAAAAGACCAUGUUCUCUAUAGAGGAACAGAGCCCUGAAUCCAAAGAGACAGACACUAUGGGCUCUAACCUGUUGAAAUGUGAGUUUUGUGGUGCUGCCUUUGAGACACGUCGUGGUUUGUCUAGCCAUGCCCGCUCUCACCUACGCCAGCUUGGCAUCGGCAUGUCAGAGAACAGUGGCGCACCCAUUGAUCUCCUUUAUCAGAUCACUAAGGAACGCUCCAUUGAUACACACUUCACUGGCACCUCCCCUACUGUGGAAUCUCCUAAGAAGCUCCAGCACCAUGCCCCUAUUGUUCCUAUACCUAGCCCCAGCCCCACAAAAGAUCUUGAAACGGAAGAAGGACUGCUGGACACCAAGCCCCCUGUCCCGUUCUCUAUUGCGAGUUCCGCUAUUAAAGUUUCCUCUUCCCCAACUACUCACUCUGCAGCUGGCUCCCUGCCUUCCUCUCCAUUUGUAAAGUCUCGGUCCCCUUCCCCAGUGCUGAGAAAGGCUCCCAUCUCUUCCCUACUACCUGUGUCUUCCCCACUGCGAUCCCAGGAGCAUAAGACAUUAGGAAAGAACCAGUCUACAAACCUCUCUAGUCCAAACAAACCAUUCUGGGCACCACAAGAUACGGAUGCCCCACUAAAUCUUACGAUGGACAUGGACUCUAAAGACAUUAUUUGCCAGUUGUGUGGUGCGUGGUUUGAAACAAGAAAAGGCCUCUCGAGUCAUGCUCGUGCCCAUUUGCGCCACUUUGGGAUUGAGUACUCGGAGUCCAAGGGUUCCCCCAUUGACUUACUCAACCGGUUCAUCUUGACUGAUGACUUUAAGCACAGAGCAAAUACUUUUCUAUCAGAUGGUCCAGAAGACCUGAGGUCCCAGAAGACCAGUAUGACGUCCCUCUUACCCUCCACUUCCACUUCACCUAAAAGAUCUCUUCCCUCCAGCCCUGUCCUAUAUAAAACAUCAACCUCUUCUUUGAGGACAACAAUUGGCUCCAAAGCUACCUCAACUUCUACCCACCCGUUAUUGGGCCCACCCCCAAAGAAGCUGAAAGCCUCUUCGUUGCAAGUACUUCGUUUCAGUAGUGGAGAAGUGAUGUCCUUUCCUAUAGAGCCGAUGAAAGACGUGGGCUGUGAAUUCUGCGGAGAACUUUUUGAGAACCGCAAAGGCCUCUCCAGUCAUGCUCGCUCCCAUCUGCGCCAACUUGGGAUCACAGAAUGGUCUGUGAAUGGCUCACCUAUUGACACACUAAAAGAGAUUAUAGUCCGUCGAGGCCUGCCGUCCAUCAUACCUCUGAAGUCCCCCAAAUCCCCCUCUUCUUCUCCGAUUCCUGGACUGUCUCGGACCGCAGUCCAGUCCUCUACCCCACCAGGGAAUGUGCUUGGGCGCCUGCCUUUCCAUUUUGCCCAAACUCCCAGCCACGACCAGCCUACUACCCGCAAAAUGUCUCCUUCGACAUCUACUGCCAGUUCUUCCCCAAACGUAGAGCUGGUUAAACCGAAACCAGAGCCUGAAAUUGUGGAGGUUACCAUGAAAGGAUCAGACAUGGGAGUAAAUGAAAGCUACAACCCAGAGCCACUACAUUCCAGUUUAAACACUUCAGAUAAUGUUUAUCCAGUCAACUUGGUUAUGACUCAGGAGAAGGAACCUUCCCGUGAUAUUCGCUGUGAAUUCUGUGGUGAAUUCUUCGAAAACCGCAAAGGCCUCUCAAGCCAUGCACGUUCACACUUGAGGCAUAUGGGUAUCACAGAGUGGUCUGUGAACGGCUCUCCCAUUGACACACUUUGGGAAGUCAUGAGAAGACAAGGCACUACCCCUGCAUCUGUUGCUUUGGCCAUAAAGGAGGAACCAGGACAGGAUGGAGGGAUUUCAUUAAACAGUCCAGGCUAUCAGUCCUCUGCCCUGUCCCGCAAGUCACCUCUUAACCUGCUCCACUCUGGCUCACGUCUUCAUAAGCAUGGGCUGGGAAGCGUUGCCUUGUCCUCCACCUCACCUGUGGGGAAGAUUUUUGGAGUGCCUCCUCUGAAGAAGAAGGUUUUGGUGGAGGAGGGACAGCCAGGAGAGAAAGCAUUGCUCAUUCAAUCUAAAAACUUCUCGCCUCCCCCACAGGACUAUUCCUUUAGGGGUAAAACCUCAGUGGAGAAGCCUGGGGUAGGCCACAUGGAUGCCAGUUGUGAACUCUGUGGAUUCUACUUUGAGAACCGGAAGGCACUGGCCAGUCACGCUCGAGCACAUUUACGUCAGUUUGGCGUGACUGAGUGGUGUGUAAAUGGUUCGCCUAUCGAGACGCUGAGUGCCUGGAUACGCAGCCGUCCACAGAAGGCAGCAGAAAUGCAGCAAAGUUAUGUUCAAGGAGCACGCUAUGCCCAAAAGAAAAGGUACAGUUCCGCUCUCUCACCAUCCUGUGACUCUGACUCUACAACUCCUGUUUCCCAAAAGCCCGCUGUGGCCAAAUGGGCAUCUCUCACUUUGCCUCAAAAGAGAGCAAUUGGACGGGAUGUCAACAGUUGUUCCUGGGGGUUGUCAUCACGGGGAACUGACGCAAAAAGCAGGAGUGGAAGUUCCACUCAGCAUGGCCUUAUUCCACAGCCUGGCACUCAUCAUUCCAAUAAUGCACUUCCACAUGCGCAGGUGGCGCAUAGUGAACUCAACGUGCGUUUGCCACGAGGAUUUGAGAGACGGCCACUUAAACACCCAUCACAUGCUGAAGGAGGGGAGGGAGAGAGUGGCGCCCCAAAGCCUCGCUCCAGUACCGUUCCUGCCCUUGUGCCAAAGCCCCCCUCCACUCCACUGGUUAGACUUGUGGGUAAAAUUUACUCACUUAAGUGCCGGUUCUGUGACGUGGAGUUUCACGGCCCUCUCUCGGUACAGGAGGACUGGAUCAGGCACCUACAGCAGCACAUCCUCAAUCUUAACUACAACAAGACUGCUUCACCUGCAAACGACACUCCCGCCCAAAGUGACACUCCUGAUCCCAAGCCCCUAGUCUCAGCUGCUACCUCCACGUCAUCUACGACCACAGCUCCCUCCACGACCGUCCACUCCCUCCCCAAAGCCCACAACUACGGCAACAUCAGCCUCCACACCUACACCCGCCCCCAGCCAAGCCUCCGCGGGGCGGCCGGCCACAGCAGAGCCAGUUCCUUCUCCUGCUAAUUAGGCCAUGUGUCCUUUCUACAUAUGUAUGUGAUGCCAUCAUCUUCACUAGUUAUUGCCAUGAUUUGUUUCUGUAUUGCUCAUCUUUGAUUAUUUCAAUCUCUGAUCAAAGGGAGAGAUUUUUCGAAAAAUCUCAGCUAGCGACCUACUUACCCUGACCUACAUCGCGAGCAUCUGUUAUGAUUCAGGCGUGAGGUAGGUGUGUUGCCAUGACAGUUCUCAUCUCCCUUUUGUCUUGUAAGGAUCGGCCGUUAUUUAUGAACAAGAAAAAGUCACAGUAUAAUGCAACUUUACAUUUGUUUUGUGGAUAAGCUUUGAUUGUUUCGAAAAGCAGAAUGAGUAUGUGGUGAGUUCCGUUCUGUAAGCUAUUAUUCCCAAUGACUAAUAUUUGUUGUUUGAAAUUCUCACAAAACUCUUUAGCUUACCAAAUGUAUUCUUAAAUUGUCGACAAAGCAGAGAAUUACAAUCAAAAAAGGCACAGAUAUAAAGCUCAACCUUAAAUGGUUUCACUAUGACAAAAGGCCUUGACCCUUUGAAACAAAGCUUAUCUGUUUCUAGCAUUUGCAAGUUCACAGUUUGUAACUGUUUUAGCUGUGAUAAUUGACUAUGAGCUUGCACUGCCAUGCAGUUAUCAAAAGACACCAGACGUUCGUUUUAAGCAGACACAGAUGGGUUUGUGUCCCAACGGGACAUGCCUUUUCUUUUCUGCAGUCCCACUGCAAUCUAGACGUUGAUAAUGUCAGUUGAAUCUUGCCACUUAGAAUUGAUGAUCAAAUUUGUCUGGAACCAACUGCUGCUAAAUAUUUAAAUAAGCUAAGCACACUUAGUUAAAUGCAUCAUUUUAGCACAUGGCCAACAAAAUGAGCAUGCAAAUUCUGUCAUGCCUUCCUUCCAGUUGUAUUCAACCAUACAUAUUUAUGCCUUUGUUGCUUUUUUUGUAUGGCACAUUGUUUUGUAGCACGUUUGCACAAGCUUCAUGCUUUGAUGAAUGCGAUCCUAGAUCGCUCCAUUUUCUCUCCAUUUAAUUCUGUGCUUGGCACAAAGUAAACUCUAAAUGAAACAGUCGACGCAGCUGUCUAAAAGUCUUCUUUGUUACUUUUUUAAUGAUAAUGAAGCUUUCUGAGAAAUUGCCUUGGAACAAGUUGAUGGCCUGAAGUAUUUUAUGCUCAUAAAAGUCACUUUUUUUUUCCCCAGAUGCAUUUUAAGAGAACCCAAAUUAUGGCUCAUCUGAAUGUUGAACAAACUGAACUAUUUGGCUACACUACAUUUGAAUGUUUCACUAGAGUAAAAGGUUAAUGCACUUUUAUCUGCAAAGAAUUAGAGAGUUUGUGUGUAUAUAUAAUACAUUUAUAUUUUUUGUUUUUCUGAUCGUAAAGUGCUAAGUCUAUAACAAUUUUUUUCUUAAAAAUGUUUUUUCCCUGUACUACUUUUGGAGGCAUUUUCACAAAAACGUAAACUGUAGAAAUUUCCCAGUGACAGAAUGUGCCAAAGAGAAUGUCACACGUCUUGGUAACUUUUGCAAGUUUUUUGCAAGUCCGUCGUUUUGUCUCUGAGCAGUUGAUGAUGGCAGCAGAUUUGCUGCUGUGAAUUUGCUUGAAAAAAAAAAAAAUACAUAUAUAGAAACUGACAUUUGAGUUGUACUAUACGAGUAUACUACACAAAUGCAUCAUACUCGUGGUGCCAAGAAUUGACUAUGACAAUUUUGAGCGCGAAUACAGUGACUGCCUCCUAAACAUACGAGUGCUUUUGAUUACAUUUCCAUAUCUGCACAGGAAAGCAUUAACAAACCAUUCCACUAUGGAUGUUUGUUGCAGCUUUCACGACUUUACUCUUGACUGUUAGGCUUUUAGUAUUCCAAAAGGGAAUAUUAUUGAUAUAUCUAACCUAACAUAUGUAUAGAAAAGAAGAAGAUUUUAACAGUUUAACACUUCAAAUGUGAUCUUGAUCAUUGUGAAUUUAUUUUAAUUUUCAAUGCUGUGUAUUUUUUAAUGAGACGUGCGUUCCUUUACUUGCAGUUACAUACCAGUGGAAUAGAUCAGUGUUUUAUUUUUUAUUCAGUCAGUUUCUCUUUUAAGAUAAAGUACAUUGGUGCUCAUGCGGACGAGUGGAUGUGAAUGGAUUUUUAAUUGAAGAUUGUUCCAAAGGGAGAUUGUCAAGUCCUUGCGCAAGGACUCUAAAAACGUGUGUCUUAAAUGCAACCGCUCUGUACAUUAUGUUCUUGGUUAGUUAGGUCAUUUUGUGACUGUUGCCCAGUUGGCAUGUGCUUUACAGCUGAUGGUGUACGUUCUCCUAAAGAUCUCCUCAGCUGGUUUAGACUGCAGUGUCUGUACAAGUAUUUGUGUGUAUGAGAGAGACAAAAAGACUUUUUGUGGCUGAAAGAGAGAAAUGCCAUGGAAGUGUUGACCAGAGGAAGAUUCAUGUGAAUCUGCUCUUGAAUGAAAAUCAUUAAAUGUGUUCUGAAAUCUCA
This is a messenger RNA of Cyprinus carpio (common carp), 9130 nucleotides long. RefSeq lists its product as uncharacterized. Gene Ontology annotation, molecular function: RNA polymerase II cis-regulatory region sequence-specific DNA binding; DNA-binding transcription factor activity, RNA polymerase II-specific. Gene Ontology annotation, biological process: regulation of transcription by RNA polymerase II. NCBI's taxonomy places the organism in Eukaryota, Metazoa, Chordata, Actinopteri, Cypriniformes, Cyprinidae. Gene Ontology annotation, cellular component: nucleus. The record is from RefSeq and is a predicted model, not a curated record.